AGUGCGCGAAGGUCUUACGCGAAUUUACGCGAAAAAAUAUUCGUUUAAACAAAAUGGAAGUAAACAAUAGAGGCUCACUGUUAGACUUACCUCCGGUGGAUUUAAAAACGCUUUCACCAUCCAAGAAAGCUGACUCUUUGAGCACCAUAUCUGGACUUAGUGAAGUACCAAGCGAUAUUAUUAUUAAGUCACGGAUCAAAUAUGGUACACGUUGGUCUGCCUGUAAAGGCCUGAUAAUGGAAUAUUCGAAAAAUACAACCAUCCAUGGCAUACGUUAUUUGGUGGAGUUGCAUCGACCUUUUUAUGAAAAAUUGUAUUGGUUCAUUGUGCUUGUGAUAUCUGUAUAUUUUGCAAUUUCACUUAUUUGGGCUACUUACCUCAAAUGGCAAGAUACACCGGUGAUUUUGGGGUUCGAUGAAACCCUUGUGCCUGUGCAUAAGAUACCCUUUCCCACAAUUACCAUAUGUCCGGAAAUAAAAAUGGAACGCAAUGUAUUCGACUUUCCGAACACGUCGAGUCGCAUUUUGGAAGAGAUACAAAAAUAUGGAAAAUUUGAAAAUUUGCAAAAUUUAAGCGAAACAGAACUGGAGCAUUUUAUGUCCACUUUGCACAUUUGCGAAUCGGAUGUGGUACGUCGCUUUGCGCAAUUUUUACCAAAAGGCAUUAAACCGAACAUUGCACAAACCCUGGUCGAUAUCUCUAUUUCGAAAAACGAGACUGGCCCAUUUUGUAAGUGGAAUGGGCGAUUUUAUUUCUGCGAUAAAAUUUUUAAUUUUGUACCAACUGAUGAGGGUAUUUGCUAUCAGUUCAAUGGACUCCAGGCCAAAGAUAUAUAUCGGGAUGUGGGCUUUAUCAAUUACUAUGACGAGGAAGUGGUCGAUUUCAACAAUUUCUUCGAAACUCUCCCGCGCUUCAACAAUUUGACAGGCAAUUGGUCAUUGGAGGAGGGCUAUGUUGAUCAAGGCUAUAACUCCUAUCCACAGCGAACAGCGUUCUCAUCGGCACGAAAUGGAUUUUUCGCUUUUCUGCAGGGUUUCGAGCAUAAUUUUGAAUAUGCUUGCAGGAGUUUUAAGCAAGGUUAUAAGGUUUUCCUUACAUCCCCUGAGAGUGUGCCGGUGACAACGGGUAAUUACAUUUUAGUGCCACACGGCGACGAGGUGAUGGUUAGCGUGCUGCCGCAUUAUGUAAUAUCCACGGAUAAUCUGCACGACUUCAGUCCAGAGAAACGCCAAUGUUACUUCAACGACGAACGCUAUUUGCGUUAUUUCCGUUUCUAUUCGCAAUCCAACUGCCAGGUGGAGUGUUUGACCAACUAUACUAUAAAUAAAUGUGGUUGCGCCAAGUUUUGGAUGCCAAAGCCUCAUGAUGUGCCUGUGUGCAGCGUGGAGGACAUAAGCUGCUAUGAUACCGCUCAGUCUGAACUACGCAUCUUAAUUCAGAAUCAAACUAUACAAGCCACUAUGGAUCCAAGCAUGAAAAUCAUUUGCGACUGUAUGCCAGCUUGCACUUCACUCGAUUACAAUGUGGAAAUUUCAAGCGCACGCUAUGAUUUGGCUAAAACGAUACAAGCCUUCCGGGAAGUCUAUGAACAUACCGACUUUUUGGGUUCACGCUUAUCGGUUUACUUCAAGGAGCAUCAGUUCACGGCAAUCAAACGUACGGUGUUGUUUAGUGUUGCCACAUUGAUAGCCAACUGGGGUGGCAUUUUGGGCUUGUUCAUGGGCAUAUCCAGUUUGAGUCUGAUCGAAUUGGUGUACUUUUUCUCGGUGCGUUUGUUCGACAAUUUGCGUAAGCGGCGUCAAACCAAGAAGCGUUUGAUGAAAUUGGAAGCGGGACAUGAGAGUUAAGUGGUGACAAGAAGUGCAUAAGAGAGCUAAAUUCAAAUCAGAUGUAAAAAUAUCUAUGCACAUAACAAUUCAGCA
Anastrepha obliqua is the source of this 1922-nucleotide messenger RNA. It is a transcript of the gene ppk, whose product is annotated as pickpocket protein 28. Gene Ontology annotation, cellular component: membrane. The coding region runs from base 54 to 1847 and encodes 597 amino acids. The record is from RefSeq and is a predicted model, not a curated record. NCBI's taxonomy places the organism in Eukaryota, Metazoa, Arthropoda, Insecta, Diptera, Tephritidae. Gene Ontology annotation, biological process: sodium ion transmembrane transport. Gene Ontology annotation, molecular function: ligand-gated sodium channel activity. The transcript is spliced from 8 exons.